AUGUCCGGCUUCCAGAUCCCCGGACUGGGCCAAGCAAAGGUGAACGAAGUGCUGCCGCCGCUUCCAGCUGAUCUCGCAAUUGCCGCUGCGAGCGCCGUAGAAGACAGCGAGAUGGCCGGCGCAAAUCCAUCCGCGCUCGAGACAACAACAUCAUCAGCCACAGAACAACACAACGAAGCCGCCAAGGACAGCGCCUCUGACCCAGACGCUAUGACAAUCGACAAGCCUGAGAGCCCGCCUUCUUUGACACACGCUCUAGAAGCAGCCCUUGGCGGCCUAGACAAUCCUGAUGCGAACCAACAGGCGCCCGCACCUGAAGCAGAGCAAGUUCCUUUACAACCCGACCAAAGCGAACACCCCGAAUGGGAAAUCGACUCCACACCAUACGAGUCAUCGGAUUCCAGCAGUUCCGACUCGUCAUCCGAUGAUGAUGACUCUGACAAUGAGGGCUAUGAACCGCUUGGCAUCGAAGAAACAGCACGGCUCCUGAUGGAGACAGAGGGAGGCUCUGAUGAUGAGGGAGAUAGAGGGAAGGCGUCUGGGGCCGGUUAUGUACGGACAAAGAAUGAGCUUCCCGACGAAGUCAUUCCCAAGCCGGACGUGGCAAUCACCCCCGAGAUGGCAAUAGAGGAGCUCGGUGCCAUUGAACAUAUUGUCGAGAAUAUCAUGCUCAUCAAAGCAUUCACUCCCGGAGAAUACCAAGUCUUGGACAGCGGAUCUGUCCUGUGCAACGCAGAGAGGGUUGUCAUCGGAGUCAUCGCAGAGACGAUAGGCAAGGUGUUGCAACCGAUGUACACGGUCAUGUUCAACACGGCAGAAGAGGUGAAAGAGCUUGGGCUGGAGGUUGGAACAAAGAUAUACUAUCCUGUUGAUCACGCAUCGUACGUUUUCACUGAGCCUCUGAAGAAUCUCAAGGGCUCUGAUGCUAGCAACCUGCACGAUGAGGAAAUUGCCGAUGAAGAAGUCGAGUUUUCGGAUGAUGAGAAGGAAGCAGAAUACAAGCGGUCAUUGAAGCAGAAGAAGAAAGACAAGUGGAAGAGCUCUGGUGGCAAGGAGGGUAAACAGCCUCACCCGUUGCGCCAGGAGCUGUCGGCAGAUGGCAGCUUGAACUACGAUGAGGAGGACGAUGGCCCUUAUAAGCCAUUAGCUCGACCUGUUGGCUUUGGGGCGGGCCCCUCAUCGACCGAGACUCAUGAGCCUGCUCCCAGACCAGGAUUCUCAAGGGGAGGUCGGAGAGGAGACUCUCGAGGUCGAGGUGGUCGUGGAAGAGGUUCUGGCCGCGGAGGUAGGGGAGGCUUUAGCCAUCCUAGGGAUGGAUAUUCACUCCCUCCUCAAGGCAAUCAGAACCCCCAAGCAGGAGUGCCCACGGGCAGCUCAUGGAACUUCAACCCAGUUCCCCCCUCCAACUCCGCGCCAGUUCCGUCUCUUCCUCAGUUUGGCUUCCCCCUUCCUGGGUGGCCAGCACAGGGCCAGCCAGCACCUUCUGCGGUACCGCCUCCACCGCCAGGCUGGCCCGGAUCUGCCCAAGGACAGGGCCAGGCGCCUAACGGCGGAGCAUUCGUCAAUCCCGCAUUCUUUGCAGCUCUGAUGAGCCAGAUUCAGGCACAAACCGGGCAGGGUGGGUGGAACGGCCAGGUCCCACCGCCUCCUCCGCCACCUCAGCAGUAA
This is a messenger RNA of Trichoderma aggressivum f. europaeum, 1668 nucleotides long. RefSeq lists its product as uncharacterized. Gene Ontology annotation, biological process: ribosome biogenesis; pseudouridine synthesis; box H/ACA snoRNP assembly. Bases 1 to 1668 code for a protein of 555 amino acids. The record is from RefSeq and is a predicted model, not a curated record. The transcript has a single exon. Lineage: Eukaryota; Fungi; Ascomycota; Sordariomycetes; Hypocreales; Hypocreaceae. Gene Ontology annotation, molecular function: RNA binding. Gene Ontology annotation, cellular component: sno(s)RNA-containing ribonucleoprotein complex.